Molecule: messenger RNA, 805 nt
Organism: Lineus longissimus
Lineage: Eukaryota; Metazoa; Nemertea; Pilidiophora; Heteronemertea; Lineidae
Product: NADH dehydrogenase [ubiquinone] iron-sulfur protein 5-like
Exons: 4
Coding region: 99-401 (100 amino acids)
Source: RefSeq, a predicted model, not a curated record
UGCCACUAGAGGCGCUUACCUAUUAGGGGUCACAAUUUUUUUUCAUAUUUUGGCAUUUCAUCUGUGUAAAUAAGAAAUCAGUCUAGAUAACCAGCACCAUGUCGAGGGCUCCAAUUUUCGACACUCCAUUCACUCGUCUCACUGAACAUUGGUUCACUGCCCAGUCGUCUCGCCAGUGUGCAAUAUUUGAGCAAGAUUUUUACCGAUGUGCUGCAGCUGUUGGUCAGAGGCGGACUAUAGAAGCCUGUGGAAAAGAAAUGGAAGACUUUCAGGAAUGCGUGAAGAGGAACAAGCAGUGGAAAAGAUACGAUGAAAUGCAGAGGGUAAGGAAAGAAAAGAAAGUUGGGUAUGAAGAAAAACCACUGGAUGAUUCGUAUAUACCACCGAAUAGGAGAGUUUAGACAUGUCCAUGGAAAGGAGUACAUGGAAUACAUGUAUAGACUAUUUUGAUCUCCUUGUUGUGUGACAAAAUGAUCCUCAUGUUUUGAGGAGAUACAUUUCUAAUUUCUGGUGUCCUCAGAAGAUCUUUCAAAGGAGGAACAAUGUUUACUUUGGACCAACAAGAAAACAAAGUCAGAGAGGAUGAAGGAAGUUUGAUUCAUAAUGACUGGAUUGUGUGCUCGUGACAUGAUCAAGAUAAUGUCACAUCCUGUAGUCCUAAGAUGCUUGCCAUCGUUCCAUUGCUGGUCCAAAAUGUCUCAUUUGUCAAGGUAUCUAAACCAGGUCCUCAACAAAAACAGGAGAAGUUACUGUGUGCUUGCUAUGUUAACAGUUGUAAAUAAAGAAUUUGUAGAUAUUGGAAGAA